Aspergillus eucalypticola CBS 122712 is the source of this 693-nucleotide messenger RNA. RefSeq lists its product as uncharacterized. NCBI's taxonomy places the organism in Eukaryota, Fungi, Ascomycota, Eurotiomycetes, Eurotiales, Aspergillaceae. The record is from RefSeq and is a predicted model, not a curated record. The transcript is spliced from 2 exons. Bases 1 to 693 code for a protein of 230 amino acids.
AUGGACUCUCGCGAGAAGAAGAGGACAGGCAAGACGGCAGCCUACUUCCACAAAGUAUCAACUCUUUGGAUCAGCAAAUCCUGGGUUGGUUGCAAGGCGAACCAAGGUGUAGCCGGCUUGUAUGAUGUCGUCGCGGCCAACGUCACCAGCCACGCCCAUCGGUUCAAGACGCCUUUAUCUUACGUUAGCUCGGAUGCAAAGGAGCCCGAGACCCAAAACAUGGCGGACCUUGUCAUCAGUCAUGGCGCGGACCCCAAGCCCGUCUUGGAUACGACCCACGAGGAUCAAAUAGUCAGACCCUAUUCCAAAAGCGUAUACCCCAUCUUACGCGACGGUACCAUGCCGGGUGCGCUUGACAAAGAAGAGGACCCAGGUGAUAUAUUUCCAGAGAGCUCCAAGAGGCCAGCGAUACCGGAGAAGUUCACCUUGCAGCCUCCAAUGGCGCAUAUGAAGUACGAGGGACUACAUCCUGUAGGGCUACCACGGCAACAAUUAAACACUUUCCUGGCUAAGAGGCAGGGGAUGCUCGACAAGGGACGUAUCUUUCCGUACCUGAGGUUGUUGACACAUUUCAAACCCUUCCGUUGUCGUAUACGUACUUGGCUCAUCAGCGAGAUGUGUCGCAGAAGUCAGAAGCCAGUUCUCACCUUGCUAUCGUUCGGCUUGUUCCGUUAUAGCUUUCCUGUAUUUUGA